AUGUUUGUUUGCUGCGGAAAAAAGAAGAAGGAUCGGAAACAUGCUUCAUUAGGGAAUCUUCAUUAGUUAAAUUUAAUCUGUUAAGAUGGACUCUACUUCGAUAAGAAUCUUAAAAUAAUUACAGAAUUCAAUAAAACAAAUUUUUGUGAUACCCUAUAAGGAAACUGUAAAUAUUAUUGUCCAAUCUGCUUCAAAUAUUACGACUGUAUGCUCCAUACAACUUGCUGUUCCAAUUACGUCUGCCAUGUUUGUGCAGUGUAAUCUCUCGCCAAUAAAAUGUACAAUUGUCAUUAUUGUCGAAAUGAGCACUGCAAAUAUGUAGAUGUAGAUCCUGCACAUUAGUUAAAAAUAUACAUAGAUUCACAUACUAACUUAUGA
Messenger RNA from Paramecium tetraurelia, 378 nucleotides. RefSeq lists its product as uncharacterized. The transcript is spliced from 3 exons. Lineage: Eukaryota; Ciliophora; Oligohymenophorea; Peniculida; Parameciidae. The record is from RefSeq and is a predicted model, not a curated record.